Messenger RNA from Paraglomus occultum, 882 nucleotides. The record is from the annotation of a GenBank genome assembly. NCBI's taxonomy places the organism in Eukaryota, Fungi, Glomeromycota, Glomeromycetes, Paraglomerales, Paraglomeraceae.
AUGCAUCUCCUUCAAAAGGCCAUCAUGAUUACUUGCCUUGCAACAUCUGUCCUCUCGCUCCCGAAUAGCCACAAUACCGGGAAGCGAAGUUCGGGUGAAAAGAAAAUCGAACAUGUUGUUCUCCUUUCUUUUGACGGUUUGCAUCAAUCGGAUGUCGACGCGUACGUUAAAGCCAACCCAAGUUCUGCUAUUGCCACCCUUCUCAAAACAUCGGUGGAAUUCGACAAUGCCCAAACUUCGAAACCAAGUGAUUCAUUCCCCGGUUUAAUAGCACAGGUGACAGGCGGUUCUCCGAAAACUACUGGCGUUUUCUAUGACGUCUCCUACGAUAGAACCUUCUUUGAUCCUGGCUCCAAUUGCACAGGCACACCAGGUGCCGUAACUGCUUACGACGAGACCAUUGAUUUUAAUUCUACCGCUCUCGUCACCUCGAUAAAUCCGGCUAACCUUCCGAAAACACUCAAGAAUGGACAAUGUGUAGAAGUCACCCCACAUGAAUUCCUUAAAGUCAACACAAUUUUCGAAGUUGCCAAAAAGAACGGUUUCUUUACCGCUUGGACAGACAAACAUCCAGCCUAUGACAUAGUUAAUGGCCCUUCUGGACAAGGUGUCGAUGACUUGUAUACUCCGGAAAUUAACGGAAUCAAUACCGUCGAACCCGACAUACAAGUUUAUGACACACUUCAUCUUAAUGCUAUUCUUAAUUGGUUAAAAGGUGUGAGUAGCACUGGAAAAAGCAUUCCCGUUCCUGGCAUUCUUGGUGGAAAUUUCCAAGUUAUUAGUGUCUCAGAGAAAGAUUCGGCCGGUGGAUAUCUGGAUACUGUGGGCCAACAACCAUCCGAUGAAUUGAAAAAAGCCCUAGACUUUUGUUUGAACUACACC